AGCUAAAAAAAAAUCAUCGUUUUUUUUUUUUUUUUUUUUGCCAUUUCAGUUGCCAUUUCUGUUUUUGUUCUACCUCUGCCUAUAAAGUACUUGAUCAUUUGAAUUUCAUUCACACAAGACUGUAGCAAAGUCCCUUUACCACCACCUGGAUCUUGUGUAAAAUAAUCAGAUAUGAAGCAAUAUAUGGGUAUUUAUCUCAUGUAUUAUUUAGUCAACUGAAUAUAUUUCUCUACAUGAUGUUCUAUUAUGAGCUCAACAAAAUCUGACUACAGAAACCAUUUACUUUUUUUCUGUUUUUCAUCAAAUCAAAGUAGACUGUAUUUAUAUAUUGCCAGUCAUCAACAGAAAAAUAUAUUUUUUUGUUAAACAAAAUGUAUAUGAAGCAUCUAGGAUCAAUUUUGAUUACUAUAUUUCUGCCUUAUUUUCUAUUUUCUAUAAGGCCUGUACAAAAACAUCUUAGUAUUUUCAUUCAAAAUCUUUUGCCUGUCUCUUGAGUUGUGAACUGCAAUAAAUAAAAAUAAAUUGGCUUCAAUUCUGCUGGAUACCAGCACAUACAGGGAUGCAAGGAAAUGGAAUAGACAAAUGAACAAAAUAUAUCAUUGAAAUAUAAUUAUAAAAUAGAUAUUCUUCUUGGGAAAAUGAAGGUAAAUCACUAAUUAAAAGCAACUUAGACAAAGAGGUAAAAUAAUUGGGGAUAAAGUUAGAGAAUAUUACUAUUAAUAUUACUACUAAUAUAUUAUUUUUGAACUAAUAAAUUAUAAACUAACGUUUCUUUUCUAAAAAUGUUUUCUUACACACAUAAGCUAACUUUGAAAUAGAGAAAUAGUCACUAGGACUGUGUAUUGUAACAAGCGGAAGAAUUCUGCUGUGCUGGCUAAACAGCAUCCUUCUAGAGAUAAAAAAAUAGUUUAUGAAAAUUGUUUUGACCUAUUGAGUAAUCAGUAAAAAAUUUACCCGGUGAUAUUUUUUUGAUGAUCCUGUGAUUCAGUAAUCUAAAUUUAGCUACUCUGCCAGUAAGCAUGGCAGAGGAAGUUGUUUUUCUUAAAUCUGAACCAAUAUUAAGACUGAUGAUUAUGAGUAAUAGAUCAUGGGACUGUGAGAUGUAUCUGAAAUCCUAUAAAACCUGCUGAAUUCUUUGAUUGGAGAGAGAUUCUCUAAGAUUGAUGAGAACUCUUCUGGACGUGAUUUGAUUAAAAGCAUGUAAGGACAACAACUGGAGUCAUUGGUUAUUGAGCAACGCUGCAGAAUAGGCACUAGAGAUUUUCUAUACUCUCAAGUGAUAGUGUUUAGUGGAGGAGCACUAAAGAGCUUAGUAACAGGUGAUAGUGCCCCAAAAGAGGUGGAGACGUCGGCCGACUUGAACAGAAACGCUGAAUUGCCAACAUCACCCUUUCUUGAUCAACACCAGAGACGAAAAUGAGUGGGCCUAACAAAAGCAUUUUGGAUUUUUUUCCGAAAACGCAGACUGACAGCAACAGUGGAGCCAGAAGGGCAUCACAAACUGGUGAUAAUGUACAGGAAAGAAUAAAUCUUACGAGGAAGAAAAAAGGAAAUAAUGGCCGUGUUCCUCUAAAGGAAAGGACAAACAAAUUUUUCAAUGAUGAAGUUAAAGACGGUCCAUCAAAAAACCAUAUGCAGCAGUGUGAUGAAGGGCAAAGCCACACUUUCAAUUUCCGCUACAAAUUCAAGAAACAUGCAGUGGCGUGUGAUACAUCCAAGACUGUGCUUGAUGCUCUUAAUACAAACAAGAUUUUCAAGAAGAUUAAAGAAGACAACAAGGAUAAAGAAAUAGUCAUCAAGAGAUCCAAAGGAGAAGUUCCUAGAGCUGCUGUGAAGGCCGAUUUCCCCUGCUGUCUUAUUGAAAAAGAUGAGCUCCUAGAUAUAUCCUUCAUCAAAAAUACUGGAAAUGUUGAUACAAAGAAAAAAACAACUGGAAGACUUUCAUUCUCCAACGAAUCAGAAAACUUAGUAAUCUUUUACAUUAAAACAAAAGGAGGGGAGAAAGUGAAACGCUUAACGAAAAACAAUGAGCUGAGGAAGAAAGUUGAGGAUGUCUGUGUGUACGCGUUCAAAGAAGACAAACUGAAGGCUGCUCUUCGCCGUGACGGACGAUUCAUAGAUGUCAUAUUCAAGAAACAGUGUGCACUCCGUGAGUUUGGGAGCGAGAUAAACCAUGUAAUGUCAAGCACUGUAGAGCAUCUUGAUCGAAAGCAUUUUGAGAUCAUUGUUAUCAGUGACAAAAACCAGCCAGACAGCCAAGAUGACUUCUUGAGUGACGUCAGCCCUGAAAUGAAUGAAGCUUCAGCCGCUGAUUUGAAAGAAAAUGUUGAUCCUAAACAGCAUCCCAUCAACACUGAACCAGAAGAAACCAAAAAGGGAAACACAAAGAAAUCCAAAAAUACUUCAGCUAAAUACUCUAAAGUAAUUGACUCUGAAGAGAUUCUGGAAAUUCUGCGUUCCCAGUAUAAAGGUUUAUUGGAGACGUUAAAGCAGCGAGAGAACCUAAAGAACAAAUCUCAGGUUCAAACGUUCUUCAGAGCAGAAUAUGACAAAAGUGUUCAGAGUUUCUCUGAGGUGUGUAAAAUAAAGCAGCUUAUGAGACUCGCUGACUCUGUGUGUCAGAUUCGAGUGGAGGGAUCUGCUAGAGGAACCGGCUUCCUACUCUUUGGGCAGUUUAUUCUCACUAACGCACACGUUGUUAGGGAAUUUCUCGAAUCUCCAGACAAGCUUUCUUCUACAAAGUCUUUAGAAGCUGCAUUUGAUUUUGAACGUCUGGACUCAAAAGUGAACCUGGUGCCGGUCAAGAAACAGAUUGCUGCUUACUGUUACAUAACAGAUGCCAGUAAAAGUCAUCUUGACUUUGCUCUUCUUGAACUGGAUGCUGCUGAUGAAAUCACAGGCCGUCCUGAGUUGCUCAGUCAUUUUAGUCCUGGCCCCCUUCCUAGUGGUGGGAUCUGCAUUGUGGGACAUCCUGAUGGUGGGAUCAAGAAAAUAGAUCCCUGCUUCAUCAUUGAGAAAACAAAACUACAAGAGGCUGCAGAUAAACACAUAUCUGAGAAUAUCAAUUUCAUUAAUGUGAUUACACAGAGGAGUUUUGAAGAUAAAUGGGACUUUUAUGAAAACCAGAUUAAUUAUAACUCUUGUUUCUUUCACGGAUCUUCUGGCUCUCCAGUUUUUGAUGAAGACUGCUAUCUGAUUGGUGUGCACACUGGUGGAUAUGUGUACAAAGGAGAAAAGGGUAAAACUAGGAGCAUUGUGGAAUACGCCUAUUCCAUGCAUUCCAUUCUGGAUAUGAUCAGAGCACAGGCUAGGAUAAAAGGUUUGCAUGAGAUUGUCAAUAUCUUAGAGGCCUACAGCGAUAAAAGCUAUGAGUAUGAAACUGCAGAUCAAGAGAAUGAGACCGACAUUGAGAUGGAAGAUUGUGAUUGAAGCCAUCCACAUAUCUCCAUUUCUUUGAGAAAACAUGUCAAGCCUUAAAUUCUCAGAGAAUUUUCAUGUCAUUAUGGGGUUUCACUUUUCAUAUAAUUCUUAGAGAUGAUUGUGUGCUCAAAAACAGAAGUUUUUUUCUUAUUUUUGACAAGUGCUGUCAAGUAAAGCCUGACUUGUGCAAAGAGAGCAGAACAGAGAACAUUAUUCAUUUGGCAGAGACUAAAAUUACAGUUCAUUUUCUUUGCAGUUUCUUUACAUUGUUAUUCAAACAGAUGUGUAUUCAUAUAUCUUUAUAUGCAUUUUUUUUAUAUUAUUUUUACUUUUUAUGUCCGUUGAUGUAUGAUAGUGAUUUUACAUUGAUUUAUCUGAAUGUUUUGUCUUUGUUGUAAGGGAUCAUGUUCAAGCUUUAACAGUAAUCCUCUUUGAAUCACAUAAAUACACCAAAUUCAUUGAUUUGAAAAUCACUGUAAUAAGAGACAACAACACAUGAUCAAAUGUACAUUCAGAAUGACAUCUUUAAAGGUUCAAAUCAGGACACGUACAGCAAAACCCCAGAUCACUGUUCUUACCUACUUGAUGAAUCUACAUGUCAAUUACAACAAAUAAAACCAUUUAAUAUAACAAUUACAGCAUUAAUGUUUAUUUCGCUUUCAUGUAUUUUAGCAUGUAUAUUUGUGUGAUUCAUGUUGUUUUUUCUGCUCAUGUUGGGAAGCUUUUAGGAUAUUAAGUUUGAUGGGU
Messenger RNA from Megalobrama amblycephala (Wuchang bream), 4167 nucleotides. Its product is annotated as serine protease FAM111A-like. The record is from RefSeq and is a predicted model, not a curated record. NCBI's taxonomy places the organism in Eukaryota, Metazoa, Chordata, Actinopteri, Cypriniformes, Xenocyprididae. Bases 1417 to 3429 code for a protein of 670 amino acids. The transcript has 6 exons.